This is a messenger RNA of Phaeoacremonium minimum UCRPA7, 1176 nucleotides long. RefSeq names its product putative general substrate transporter protein. Gene Ontology annotation, cellular component: membrane. Bases 1 to 1176 code for a protein of 391 amino acids. The transcript has 4 exons. Gene Ontology annotation, molecular function: carbohydrate:proton symporter activity. The record is from RefSeq and is a predicted model, not a curated record. NCBI's taxonomy places the organism in Eukaryota, Fungi, Ascomycota, Sordariomycetes, Togniniales, Togniniaceae. Gene Ontology annotation, biological process: carbohydrate transport; transmembrane transport.
AUGACGAUCCCGAUUUAUAAUUCCGAAAUUGCACCUCCUGCGAAGCGUGGUAUGAUUGCCGGACUGCACGCACAGAUGGUUGGUGUUGGCUUCGCAGUCGCAAACUGGGUAGGAUACGGUUGUUCGUUCGCUUCCGGAGAUUUCCAAUGGCGAUUCCCUCUUGCCUUCCAAUGCCUGCCAGCAAUAAUCGUCAUGAUUGGUACUUUCUGGCUCCCAUUUUCUCCUCGAUGGUUGCUUCAGAAUGAUCGUGAUGAUGAAGCCUACACUGUUCUGAAGCGGCUCCAUGGGAAUGUAGGCCACGACGAGUCAUUCUUCCAAGCCGAGUACUCACAAAUGCGGGACCAAAUCCAUUUCGAGAACACAAUUGUUGUCCGAAGUAUCAAGGAGCUAUGGACGAAGAAGAGUUAUAGAAAGAGAAUUGGUCUGGCAAUUCUGGUUCAGAUCUUCACCCAACUGUCGGGUAUCAAUGUCAUCAAUUAUUACCAAACAGAUCUCUACAAGGGUUUGGGUAUUACAGGACAUAAUGUCACUUUAUUGGCAAGCAUCUAUGGUAUGUGUGGGCCAAUCGCCAACGUGAUCUGCCUCUACUUCGUGGAUCAAUGGGGUCGUAAGAAGACGCUAUGGAUCACUGGCAUCAUCAUGACUAUUGACAUUUCCUUGGAAAUGGCCAUGUCUGCGGUCUUCACCAAGUCCGACAACGAGGUCGGCAAGGGCUUUGGCAUUGCCUUCAUCUUCUUGUUCACGGUCAUCUACUCUCUCGGAUACAACUCGAUCCACUACAUCUACGUCCCAGAAAUUAUGACCAUGGCCAUCCGUGCUAAAGGCAGUUCCAUCGCCGUCUGCUGUAACGUAUUGAUCAACAUUCUCUUCAACCAAAUCUCGCCCAUCGCCUUUGCAAAUGUCGGGUGGAAAUACUACUCUCUCUUCAUCUGCACCAAUGCUGUCGGAGCCAUCACCGUUUUCUUCCUCUUUCCCGAGACUAAGGGCAAGUCACUGGAAGAGAUCGGCGCUAUUUUCGGCGAUGAGGUCAUCACAGCAGAUCUGGACACUAUUCAGCAAAAGAAUCUAGCCAAUGAAGAGCAUAUAGAAGAUCAAGCGAUGGAGAACGAUGGCUCAAUUGUACCAGCCCAGGAGAUGGAAUUGGGCAGUGUACAUGUGGAUAAGAAGACUGCGUAG